Molecule: messenger RNA, 2456 nt
Organism: Larimichthys crocea (large yellow croaker)
Lineage: Eukaryota; Metazoa; Chordata; Actinopteri; Sciaenidae
Product: leucine-rich repeat-containing protein 30
Exons: 1
Coding region: 1121-2020 (299 amino acids)
Cellular component (GO): cytoplasm
Molecular function (GO): protein binding
Source: RefSeq, a predicted model, not a curated record
UAAUUGUAUUAUCUUUCUCUGAACUGUAAAGUAACUCAUGCACUGUAUAAACUAUUCAAAAGCGAGCUAACUACAAGGAAGUCAAGGAAGUGGAACAAACAGCUUCAGUGAACGCUGAAACAUACUCAAAGAAGUCCCUAGAGAACAGAGUUAAGAACAUUUUACCUCAGUGUUAAGGUUGCUGGGGGGGGAAAGACAAAUUCAAAAAUGCAAAUGAACCACAGUAUAGGCUUUUACAUAAAGAGAGAUCCUCCCCUCGGGGGGCCGCAUGAAUGAGAUUUUGAACAGCAGCUGAGUUUUCUAGGAACUUACUGGAAUGUUCCAUGUCCUUUUGCACUUGAGAUUAAACCGACACAUGUCAGUGCAUAGGUUCCACUAAUACCUCUAAGAACUGUUACUUAUUUGAGAGAUGAUUCACCGGUUUCCCGGCUGCCAACUUGGUGCCAUAUCUAAGUUGAGACAAGAGAUCAGGCACAAAGGCGCAAGGGGCCGACACGAGGAGGGGGAGAAAAAAAAAGAAGUGAGAAGAGAUUAUAGUCAGCCUGGGGAUGGCAUGUGAAAUAUUUGAAUUAUUUUGAAUGCAAAAUACAGUACAAAAGGGAGCAGGUGUAGCUAACAAAACAAACAUGCUUGUGUUCCAUGUCAGGGUUCAUGAGCACCGAUGUAUUUCUGUGUGUUAGGGUAUGAGAUCAUGGCAGUGACCUCAGCCUGAUUGAGCUUACACAGCAUCCUAUCCCCAGUCCUGCCCUCCUGUAGUGGGUGGAGCAGGAGCAGUGGAGCUAUCUGUGGACUUGUAAAGUGACAGGACCAGCUGGGGUAUGAAAUACAGUAAGACAGGCAGUUGGUCUGGACGACGCAGACCACGAGCCACCAUAGCGCUCAGUUACAGCAGCCCGCAACUUAACUCAGUGAGGAAAAACUCAGAGCCAAGGUUCAGUGCCAAACAUCAGGAGUUCUACAAGAACCUGUAGAAUUGAUCAUGUUCUGUGCGGCUCAUUCAAGAACCCCGGAGACCAUUCAGCAGCCAUUAUCCUCAGCGAUCGUCCCAAUGUUGGUGAUUCAGCUAAUCGCACGCUGACAUCUUGUUAUAGGCGACAGAAUCAACACUACUGCGAGGACGAUGGGUGGGAAGCAGUCUCGCAGUUUCUCCAACAAGGAGUUGAAUGAGGUGAGUGUGAGCCAAACGAGGAAGAGCAUUAUAAGAGACGAUCAGCCCAGCCUGUCCUCGGCUGCUGAGAGGAUCCGCAGACACACCACAGUUCACUUUGGGUACAGCACUCUCAGCCUGGCCAUGCGGGGGCUCGAUGGGACCCCUACGGAGCUGUGGGAACUCCGAGAAGUGCAGAAGCUAAACUUGUCCAUGAACUGCCUGUGCUCUCUGCCCCCUGCCUUGGGUACUCUGGACAAUUUGGUGGUGCUAAACCUGUGGGGUAACAACCUGACCAGCCUCCCACCAGAGAUCGGCCUACUGAAGAAGCUGCGUGUGCUGUUCGCCUGUCGUAACCGCCUGAGCGAGGUCCCGGAGGAGUUGGGGUCCUGCACCUGUCUGGAGGUGCUCAGCCUGGCCAACAAUCAGAUCACAGGCCUCCCCGGCAGCAUGGCAACCAUGCACAAUCUGACCAAACUCAACCUCAGCCACAACCGCAUCGUUCACAUCCCCACCUGCGUCUACAGCAUGAAGGGUCUGGUCUUUCUCCACCUGGCUUGCAACCGUCUGGAGACGAUCGCGGACCAGAUCCAGAACUUGGUUAACCUGAAGAUCCUCAUCGUGGAGGGAAACAGUAUCCACACGCUGCCUAAGACGCUGUGCUUCCUCAAGUCCUUAGAACUCCUCAAUGUUGACUUCAAUGACCUGCAAAAUGUGCCGGUGGAAUUGUACCUACUGAGCAGGCUUGGGAGGUUGGCCUGCCACCCGCUGGAUAAAGGGCUUCAUAUUAUUCACAACCCCCUGCUUAAGCCUAUCCAGGAGGUCCUGCAAGGAGGACUCAGUGCCCUCUACAACUACCUCAAGCCCACGUGAGGGACUACCAGUGUGUGUGUGUGUGUGUGUGUGCGUUUAAAAGAGUGUGUCGCAACGAUUGCACAAAUCUGGCACGUGGUAGUCAUGCUGUGAGCGACUACAUGAAGAUACGAAUGACCAUAACUCAGUAUUACUAUUUAUACUUUCUGUUUUUUAUGUAAUGCAAAAAGUUAAAAAUAAACAACCAGUAAGUGUCGUGUCAUGUCUAAACAUUUUGUUAAUCCGCAGCAAAGAGGUCAGGACGAGUCGCUCAGCUCACGCAAAAAUUCACAGGUCUACAUUUGGGGUUUGUGUACUGGCCAGUUAAGCUUGUUUGGCCUGCGGUGGUAAGUUCAGCUACAGAUCACCACCCUCUCUGCUGCAUUCAGGUCAUGAGGAUCAGGUGUGUAAAGUCAGUGGAAAGUAUGGUGGAGGAGGGAGUGGGGGGGGGGGGCUU